Acanthosepion pharaonis is the source of this 2316-nucleotide messenger RNA. The record is from the annotation of a GenBank genome assembly. NCBI's taxonomy places the organism in Eukaryota, Metazoa, Mollusca, Cephalopoda, Sepiida, Sepiidae.
AUGCUGGAAAAUCUAUUUAUCUUUGCAGCCAAGAAGCAAGUAGAAUCCGACGAGGCCAAGGUACAAACCAGAGAUGAGAAAAAGCUUUCCAAAGAAUGUCUUAAAGAAGAGAAAAAUACUCCGCCACGUGACCUUGCCCUUAAUAAACCAGCACAUUUGACCUCGGGAGGUAAAUUAGGGAACGUCAGUAGUGGAGGCAUGAGCAGUAGCUUAAGUGGUAGUGCUGUCGGUAGCGUCAACAGCGGAACAACGAUUGUCUCCCCGUUGAGCUCUCCAGUAUUGCUUGGAGACUAUAGCCAGCCAGAGCCAUCGCUGCCCCUGAGUCGACACCACCAAGUGCAAUUGCUACGGCAACAACUUGAGCAGCAGCAACAGCAAACCCAGGUGGCUAUUGCCCAGGUGCAUCUUUUGAAAGACCAAUUGGCUGCAGAAACAGCUGCCCGCAUCGAAGCACAGGCUCGAGCCCAUCAACUUCUCUUACACAAUCGCGAUCUUCUUGACCACGUGGCCCAGUUGAUAAGCCGUAUACAGGACCUGGAAAUGAAAGUGAACGGCAUAUCUGCGAGCUCAGAAAGACUCUUCCAAACUACACCACAGAUUCCAGUUUUACCUGACCCAACAACCCCUCAAUCAGGUCCAGUUUAUCUCCCAGACUUCCGGGACAUGGAGAAUACCUAUUUGAAUUCUGUUCCGGAGAAUGCUCUGUUUGAAAACACAAAAACUGAACAAGACACAGACUCUCCGGACAGUGGUCACAAGGAGAUGUCUUCGGAUAGUUUGUCCUGCAACCUGACCAACAGUUCCGACUCCAAAUGCUGGCAGUACGAUAGUUUCUGCCGGCAUUCCCAGCCCGGCAACAACUACAGCAACACGAAUACAGGCCCCAACAGUCUGGUCUCGCCGAAAAGACGCGAUGAUAUCAAGAUCAUAACACCUGUUCCUGCCCAAGAUGCCAGUGGCAAUCGGCUCGAGUUGAAGUUGGGCAUUGCCCCGAAAAUCGAUCCACCGCCCAAGUACACGAGGAGCCCACGCCCCCUGUCGGUCGAGUCUGACACCUCGAUCAAUUUUCGUGACACGAACGCCAACACCCAGCAUCUGAAUCAACGCAAUAGACAGCAAAACCAUUCGGACACCAAUGAUUACUACAGUAGCAGCACAGCGGCGCUCAAUCCGGGCCAACGGCAGCAGACCAUCGAGAACUACCAAAACUGCGACUUUCGCCAGUCGACCCACAGCAAGUCGUCGUCGUCGACAUCUCUGACGUCCCUGACGAUACCAACCACAAACUCGGGGACGAUAUCGACAACAAAGAUGCCGCUCAACAGUCACCCGCCGACAGUGCACAAAAUCCACAUCAACAAUCUAAUGAUCGGCGGGAUGAAGAUGACCACCCCGUUGCCACCCCUCGGAACCAAAAACGCUGUCAUCGUAAACGGCACUGGUAACAAUAGCAACGGAACGACGAGCAAGAACGCUACCACUUUGUCUUCGUUCACCACGUGUCCAGUGACGUCAACGACAUCAUCGCUGGCACUGACGACAUUCGCAACGUCUGCUGUCGCGAUAACAGCUACCCAGAAGCAACAACAACAACAACACCAACGACAACAACAACAAACGCAGCAAACUAAGCAAAUCUUAAAUACGAACAACAUCCAGCCCCCGGCCUACGAAGAUAUUUGCCCGCAACUUUUGCCUUGCACUAACUCGGAUGAUGAGAAUUCCGAAGAUUCGGGCCUGCCGAUCGUUCAUCAAGUGCCGAGACGGCUUGACUCGAUGACCUUCGACGAAUUUGAAGCCCUUAGUAUUAAUAAAUUGAAACUUUUCCGUGUUUCCUCAUUCUUUCUUUCUUUCUUCUUUUUUUUCUUCUUUUUCUUCGUCUUCCUCUCUUCUUUUUCUACUUCUCUUUUUCUUCUCUUCUUGUGUCUUCUUUUUCUUUCUUCUUCUUCUUUUUCGUCUACAUUCGUCGUCUUCUUUCUUCUUUUUUUUCUUCUUUCUUUUUCUUCUUUUCUUGUGUCUUCUUUUUCUUCUUUUUCUUUUUUCCUUCUUAUCUUUCUUCUUUCUUCUUCUUCGUCUUCUUUUUUCGUCUUCCUCUCUUCUUUUUUCUUCUUUCUUUUUCUUCUCUUGAGUCUUCUUUUUCUUCUUCUUUUUCUUCUUACUUUCCCUCUUUCCUAUCAAGGUUACCGUAUGUUUUCUUCUCUCUCUCUCUCUCUCUCUCUCUCUCUCUCUCUAUCUAUCUAUCUAUCUAUCUAUCUCUAUAUAAAUAUCUCCUUAAAUACUAAGCCACCAACUCGUUUUCCGUGGAGGACAUUUUGA